AUGGAGAUUGACCAAAAGCGUCAGUGCCAUUGCAAGAUUAUACUUCUUGAUGGAACGAAUAUGAAUAUCGUUGCUAAUAAAAACGGAUUAGGAUCUGAAGUGUAUGAUCAGGUUUUUUACACGCUUGAUAUUGACGAAAAAGAUUAUUUUGGCUUACAAUUCAUGGAUCAUUAUCAUGUACAACACUGGUUAGAUCCGAUGAAAAAAUUAAAUAAGCAGCUUUCGAUUGGGCCUCCAUAUACGUUUCGAUUUCGUGUUAAAUUUUAUUCUAAUGAACCGAAUAAUCUUCGUGAAGAGCUCACAAGGUACCAAUUCUUUUUACAGUUGAAACAGGACAUACAGUCCGGUAGGCUGGAAUGCCCGAAAGAUAUAGCUAUUGAAUUAGCUGCUUUAGCUUUGCAAUCUGAAUUUGGCGAUUACAACCCUAUUGAACAUACGCCUUCAUUCGUAUCUGAAUUUAGAUUUCAUCCAGAACAAGAUGAACAAAUGGAAAUAGCUAUUCUUGAAAAGUUUAUAGCAUGCAGAGGACAGUCGCCAGCAACAGCUGAAUUAAAUUAUUUGAACAAAGCAAGAUGGAUAGAACUCUAUGGUGUGGAUAUGCAUACAGUAGAAGGCAAAGAUGGCAACUUAUAUAAGCUUGGACUGACACCAACUGGUACAUUGGUUUUCGAUGGUUCGCAAAAGAUUGGCCUAUUUCUUUGGGAGAAAAUUCAAAAAUUAGAUUUUAAAAAUAAAAAAUUGACAUUGAUUGUUGAAGAAGAUGCUGAUCAAAGUGGUCAAAUACAGUUGCACACCUUUGUCUUUAAUUUGUCAUCGCAUAAAGCAUGCAAGCAUUUAUGGAAAUGCGCCAUUGAAUAUCACACAUUCUUUAGAUUACGAUAUCAGAAUUCAAAGAAUCGCAAAGCUUCACAUUUUUUUCGACUCGGAAGUACUUUUCGUUAUCGUGGUCGAACUGAAUAUGAAAAUGUGCAUAAAGAUGGUGGUCGUUUGUCGCGAAGGCAAAGCACCUUUGAACGCCGACCAUCACAGCGUUAUGGCCCGAGGCAAUCACUUAUCAAUCGUCGCAUACAACUUCGUGAUGAGAUCAAACAACAGGUAAGAAUAAUACCACCCUUGUUAAAAAAAUUUUCUUUUCACCUUAACUCGAUGAAUUUGGGGAAAUGGCAACCUUCUGAAUCAACUAAUAAUUUAACAGUUCUCGAAAGGGAUUCAAAUGGAUCCUUAGUAAAUUUGCUGAAGGAGCAGAUUUCGAAUAAGGUGUAA
Messenger RNA from Dracunculus medinensis (Guinea worm), 1263 nucleotides. Lineage: Eukaryota; Metazoa; Nematoda; Chromadorea; Rhabditida; Dracunculidae. The record is from the annotation of a GenBank genome assembly.